GCCGAUGCGUCGGUCCCUUUUCCGAAGACCAGAAGCUUACUGCUAGGCUGGCAAACUGGUCUGCAGAGUCAUCACGAUGCCUCAGGCAUGGGAACUUUGCAUGCACCGAUACCAAACCGAUACAUCCGACUGGUCCGGCAACGAGGGAAAUAUAUACAGAGAUGCUCACAUGGAUGCCUGCGUCUCCUCGCUGUCUGCAAGGAUCUCUCAUCCACCUGCAAGGAUCUCUCGUCCGCCAUGAGCGCCCCGCCACAAACCCAUAGUGACAGGCGACGUCAUUCGAUAAUCAAUGCGUCGGCGCGAGAAUCUAUUGCACGAUCGGCGUCACCGACUAUUGACGGGAUGCAAGACAAGGAGAAGCUCAGUGCAGACGUCGAGGCCAAGGAGCAGCAGUCAACAGAGUCGCCAGCAACCACAACAUCGAGCACAUCAGAGUUUCCGGAAGGAUUCUUCGCGUUCAUCGCCACCUUCGGUAUCACCAAUUCCUAUGGCGUAUUCCAGGAUUACUACCAAUCGACGCUGUUGUCGCAUUCGUCCUCGUCAACCAUCGCGUUGGUGGGAGCGAUCCAGUUGUUUUUCCUCUACGGUGGCGGUCCCAUCGUGGGGCGGGUAUACGACGCUUACGGGACUGGUGUUCUGAUCCCAUUGGGAUCCUUUUUCAUCGUGUUCUCCCUCAUGAUGCUAUCACUGGUGCAACCAGACAAGCCCUACCAGAUAUUCCUCUCGCAAGGAAUACUCUUCGGGUUCGGGCUAGCAUGCAUAUUCAAUCCUACCAUGUCCGUGGCAGGGCAUUGGUUCAGGAAGAGACGAGCAUACGCGAUCGGCGUCAUAGCCUCCGGCAGCUCAAUAGGCGGGGUGUUCUUCCCCAUCAUGCUGCAGCGACUCAUCGUCAGCAUCGGCUUCCCAUGGGCAGUACGGGCUGUGGCUUUCCUCUGUCUCGGGUGCUUGACGAUCGCGUGCCUUACCAUCCGCACGCGGUUGCCGCUCUCGCGCAGCAUCUCGCUCAGAGGUCUGGUCGACCUCAACGGCUUCAAGGAUUGGAGAUACGUCCUCGCGACGAUAGCGGCGUUCAUAGUGUUCUACGCCAUCUUCAUACCGUACUUCUACAUCCAGAUAUUUGCAGAUUUCUUCGGCGUCCCUAACAGCUAUGCGAUAUACCUCUUGCCGAUCAUCAAUGCCUUCGGCACGCCAUCUCGUGUCAUUCCUGGGUUGAUGGCGGACCGUUGGGGAUGCAUUUUCACGCUUGCGCUGUGGCUACCGGCGCGGACGCCCGCUGCCAUCACGGCAUUCGCGGCCAUGUAUGGUCUGUUCACAGGUGCUUUUGUAACCUUGCUACCUGCGUACAUCUAUACCAUCUCCCCGCUGGAGGUGUACGGCGCUAGGCUAGGCGCGAUGUACUUCUUGGUCGGGAUCGCCAACCUCGUCGGCACUCCGACCGCCGGCGCAUUCUUGGCCACCACGACUGUGGCGGGCUUCAACGGCCUCAUCGUCUUCACUGGCGUGUUGCUCUUGGCAGGGUCGCUGAUUUUGGGUGUCAUUGGUGUCGUCACGGAGGUUCAGAAACGGAGAGCGGUGAAUUUGCCUCGAUGAUUCUCGAACUAAGAAGUCAUUAUUGCUGCGAUCAGCGGGUGCUUGGCGUGCUUGACAAGCAACAUGCCCAUUUUGGUACUAAGACGUCGCAUCACCGUAGAUGCAUAGCCGUUGCAGUAGCCCCGUACUUAGACCUGCAUACGCGACGUUGCGUGAGCUGUUAGCCAAUUCAUACAAGAAAGCAAGUCCAGGAUUUGCGUUCCGUCGGCGACACUCGAUUAAUUGUAGUGUCGUUAUUUGCGACUUAUACUCCAGUCAAUCAUCGCUCUCAAACUUCUCCCCGAUCAUCGUCUCUGUCUCAUUCAC
This is a messenger RNA of Fomitopsis serialis, 1896 nucleotides long. Its product is annotated as major facilitator superfamily domain-containing protein. Gene Ontology annotation, biological process: transmembrane transport. Gene Ontology annotation, molecular function: transmembrane transporter activity. The transcript is spliced from 11 exons. The coding region runs from base 88 to 1590 and encodes 500 amino acids. The record is from RefSeq and is a predicted model, not a curated record. NCBI's taxonomy places the organism in Eukaryota, Fungi, Basidiomycota, Agaricomycetes, Polyporales, Fomitopsidaceae. Gene Ontology annotation, cellular component: fungal-type vacuole membrane.